AUGAAUGAUGGCCCCAAGUGCCUGUCCAAUUCCUGCCAAAAGGACUCCGAGGGCCAUGCUGCUGCCACGGCCACUGGUUGCCACUGCCUGGACUCAUCGGCGGACAGUUCUGCAGAAGACUGUGUUGAGGAAACCGAUGAUCCUUGCUCUUCUGCCCCUUGCCUUCACAAUGCUACUUGUGCAAACGCUCCUGGAAACCUCAACUUUACUUGCGAUUGUCCCACGGGGUACACUGGCACUGUCUGUGAAACCGCCACUAGUUUGUGUGACUCGUAUUUCUGUAGGCAUGGAGGCACCUGCCAGGAUGAACCUGGUGGCUUCACUUGCCUCUGUGCUGAAGGAUUCACGGGUAGACGCUGUGAAACUGACCUUGACGGAUGCCUUUCCAGCCCUUGCCUCAACGGAGCUUUGUGCAGAGGGAGGAUCGGGGGAUACUCCUGCUACUGUGUCCCAGGUUACCAAGGGAAAUAUUGUGAACGGGAGGUGGACGAAUGCGCUUCUGAACCUUGCCUGAAUGGAGCCUCUUGUUUGAACCUGAUAGGGAAGUACGAGUGCAUUUGUCCUCUUGAGUACACAGGCAUUCACUGUGAAGAUGACAUCAACGAAUGUCACGCGAACCCUUGUCAGAAUGGAGGGACCUGUGAAAAUUCCCUUGGGAGUUAUACCUGCCAUUGUCUCUCUGGAGAGAAAGAUGGGGUUUUUUAUGGUGGCCAGAACUGUACAGAAAUCCUCUUUGGCUGUGUUCAACAUACAUGUCAGAAUGGGGGGUUGUGUAUUCCCCAUUUAAGGAAUGGACAACAUAGAUUUAACUGCAUAUGUUCAGCUGGCUACACAGGUGCACACUGUGAAACCACCACAACAUUGUCUUUUCAGGGAAAUGGGUAUCUUCGGGUAAAGAGCAUUGCACCCUCCUCCCAGGACUAUUUUUACAACAUAAACCUUAGUUUUUUGACUGUUCAGCCAACAACUUUGAUAUUUUACCGAGGGGACAAAGACACAUUUGUGAAGCUGGAGUUACAGAAUGGCUGUUUAUACUUAUCCCUGCAAGUCAACAAUCAACUGAAGGCCUUUUUACAUAUAGCCUAUAAUGUCAAUGAUGGCGAAUGGCAUUCAGCGGAGGUCACCAUAGGCAGAGCAGUAACACUGACGUUACACAAGAGCUCUUGCACAGAAUCCUGUCUUAGUCAGACGGCUGCCAUAGUGGAUAGCAGGCAGGCAGUGAUUGCUUUUCGAAACGUAUUUUUGGGUGGCUUGCCGGUAGGGAACAAUGGCUCUCUACUAAACAUCUAUAGUACACAUUCUGCACCUUCAUUUGUAGGCUGCCUUCAGGAUGUAGAAGUGGACUUCAGCAUUAUUAUCCCGGAGAACUUAUCAUCCGAUACAUUUUUAAAUGUCCAAUCGGGCUGUGUUAAGAAAGAUUGGUGUGAGUACCAGCCUUGUCAAAACAAGGGGCAUUGCAACAACUUAUGGCUGAACUAUCAAUGUGAUUGCUACCGGCCUUACGCUGGGCCCAACUGCGCUACAGAAUACAUUCCAGGAAGAUUUGGUCAUGAGGAAACCACUGGAUAUGCUGCUUUUUCCCUAGAAGAAAGUCAUGAAAAUACCACAAUAUCAAUGUUUGUGCGAGCACGCAAAUCUUUCGGCUUCUUAUUGGGCCUAGAAAGAAACACGUCCCUCUUUCUCAAGGUCUGGCUGGAAGAUGGGAAACUGGCAAUGUCAGGCCUGCACUCCAACAAAUUCUUAAGUGUGCAGAUGAUGAAUGACGGAAAAUUCUAUUUCAUUUCUUUAAAAAUGGGGCCAAACACGAUGGACUUGUUUCAAUCAUCAAAAAAGUUGGGCUCUGUUUCUACACCCUUAAUGAAAAUACACAGAAGAGACAUUCUCUACAUCGGCGGAUUACCAGACAAGCGAGAAACCAUUCUAAACGGCGGCUUUUUCAAAGGCUGCGUUCAAGAUUUAAGACUCGGCAACCACCCACUUGAAUUUUACCCCGUCUCUGCCUCCCUGAAUUCUGCCAGCAGCAAGAGCACCCUGGUCAACGUAGGUGCAGGAUGCAUCGGAGAUGACCUCUGUCAGUCUGCUCCAUGCCAGAAUGGUGGUGUUUGCUAUUCAAUCUGGGAUGACUUCACUUGUACCUGUCCACCAAACAUGGCUGGGAAAGCUUGCGAAGAAGUGAAAUGGUGUGACCUCAGUCCUUGCCCUCCUGAAGCCCAAUGCCUGCCGGUGUAUCAAGGAUUUGAAUGUAUCUCCAAUGCCAUUUUUAAUGGCCGAAGCAGUGCCAUCUUUUAUAGAAGCAAUGGGAGGAUCAGGAGAGAUCUCACUAAUAUAACCUUUGGUUUUCGGACUCGAGACUCAGAUGUGACACUUCUUUAUGCCGAGAAGGAGCCAGAGUUCUUCUCUGUCAGUAUUCAGGAUGCCACAUUGUUCUUCCAGCUGCAAAGUGGCAAUAGUUUUUUCACCUUGAGCCUGGCUAGUUCCCUAUCACUGAAUGAUGGGAACUGGCACAAGGUCACCUACUCUAUGAUAGAGCCACUGUCUCAGUCAUCAAAAUGGCGUAUUGACAUAAAUGAUGAGAGAGACCAUGCUACAAGUACUGUUGCCACUGGAAACCUUAACUUCCUCAGAGAAGGCACAGAUGUCUAUCUGGCUGACAAAGCUUUUGAUAAAGAAGAUGGGCUGAGAGGGUGCAUGAGCACCGUAGAGAUUGGUGGAAUUCAUCUCUCCUACUUCGACAAUAUUAAAAAACCACAAGAAGAGCAGUUUCUCAAGGUCUCUGCCAAUUCUGUCGUCACUGGUUGCCUUAAGCUGGAUGCCUGUCGCUCAAAUCCUUGCUUGAAUGACGGGCUGUGUGAAGAUUUUUACAGCUAUUUUCGCUGCAGAUGUGCCAAGGGAUGGACUGGAUCUCAAUGUGAACUCAGUGUGGAUGAAUGCUCUUCAAACCCUUGUCUCCAUGGAAAUUGCACUGACGGGAUAUCGGCUUACAAGUGUGUAUGUGAUCCUGGAUACAGAGGAACGAGGUGUGAAGAAGACAUAGAUGAGUGUCUUGGACAUUUCUGUGAAAAUGGAGCCACGUGUGUAGAUGGCAUUAAUGGUUAUUCAUGCCUCUGCGCUGGGAAUUUCACUGGAAGAUUUUGCAG
Messenger RNA from Thamnophis sirtalis, 3137 nucleotides. Lineage: Eukaryota; Metazoa; Chordata; Lepidosauria; Squamata; Natricidae. The record is from RefSeq and is a predicted model, not a curated record.